Messenger RNA from Papaver somniferum (opium poppy), 681 nucleotides. RefSeq names its product wall-associated receptor kinase 5-like. Gene Ontology annotation, cellular component: plasma membrane. The coding region runs from base 1 to 681 and encodes 226 amino acids. The transcript is spliced from 2 exons. Gene Ontology annotation, molecular function: protein serine/threonine kinase activity; ATP binding. Gene Ontology annotation, biological process: protein phosphorylation; cell surface receptor signaling pathway. NCBI's taxonomy places the organism in Eukaryota, Viridiplantae, Streptophyta, Magnoliopsida, Ranunculales, Papaveraceae. The record is from RefSeq and is a predicted model, not a curated record.
AUGAGCAACGGAGUGCCUUCCAUUUCCUGGGAGAGUCGUUUAAGGAUUGCGACCGAAACUUCAAAUGCACUUGCCUAUUUGCACUCGGCAGCUUAUAUACCCAUUGUCCAUAGAGAUGUCAAGGCUGCUAACAUACUUCUGGACGAAACUUAUACUGCUAAAGUUGCAGACUUUGGAGCAUCAAGGUUGAUUCCUUUAGACCAGACAGCAUUAUACACACUUGUUCAGGGAACCAUAGGAUAUUUGGAUCCAGAAUACUGCACUGCAAACCAGCUAACAGAGAAGAGUGAUGUUUACAGCUUUGGAGUAGUUCUUCUGGAACUCUUGACGGCUAGACUGCCCAUUUAUUCGGAGACGUCUGGAGAGAUAAGAAAUCUUGCUAUGUAUUUCAUUUCGUUGAUGGAAGAAGGCUAUCCCUUUCAACUUCUUGAGGCUCAAGUUUUAAAUGGUGGACACCCAAAACAAGUCAUUGCGGUUGCUGAGCUUGCAAAGAGAUGCCUUAACUUUAUGAGUGAAAAAAGGCCUACUAUGAAACAAGUGACCAUGGAGCUUGAAAGUUUGAGAAGGUUAGAGACAGGAGCAAGGUGGGAUCUUCAACCAAACCAUGAAACUGUUGAGGAAUUACUGUCAGAGCCAAGUGGUUGCAAUUCAGAUGAUGAACAUCCAAUGUUGAUUGUCUAA